Messenger RNA from Brenthis ino (lesser marbled fritillary), 642 nucleotides. NCBI's taxonomy places the organism in Eukaryota, Metazoa, Arthropoda, Insecta, Lepidoptera, Nymphalidae. The record is from the annotation of a GenBank genome assembly.
AUGCAAGUUACAACUGAAAACCUUGUACAAGAACAAUACUCAAUUAAAACAAAACUAUCAGACCUAACAAACUCAUCAGAAAACCAAGAUAAAAAGAUUAUUUCUCUUGAAUCUACAAUACAACAACUCCAAGUAACUUCACCACAACAAAGAACAUACGACAGUGAGCAUAUUAUGUCGGAGAUAAGUGAACGCAAAAGUCGCGAAAACAAUAUUAUUUUAAAAGGUGUACCUGAACCACUUCUCAAAUAUCACCGUGAAAGACAAGAUUCUGAUAAGUGUGAAGUUAUAAAUAUCGUCAAAAUGAUUUCCAAAGAUAUACCAGAACCAGUAAAUAUAUAUCGCCUGGGAAAAUAUGAUGCUAAAAAAUGUCGCCCAAUAAAAGCUAUUUUUCAGAAUCACGAUCCCGUUAAAUCUAUAUUACGUUUGAAACGAAAUGUGCAACUUAAUGACAUAAAAAUAUCCUCUGAUUUAACACCAGCACAGCAGGCUUAUUUUAAAAAUGUAAAGAAUCAGUUAGAUCUGCGCAUUAAUAAUGGCGAACAAAAUCUGACCAUAAAGUAUAAAAAUGGUGUACCUAAGAUUGUACAGAAACAUCCAAAAAAGUCCAAUCCAUUAUCUCCAGAGGCGAGGCAAAAAUGC